This is a messenger RNA of Pocillopora meandrina, 4651 nucleotides long. The record is from the annotation of a GenBank genome assembly. Lineage: Eukaryota; Metazoa; Cnidaria; Anthozoa; Scleractinia; Pocilloporidae.
AUGCAAAGAGCCAGACUUGUUUUUCUUUUACUGACCAGUUUCGCCUUAGCCUUACUGGAUUCUGCAGAGAGUCUGACAUCAGAAAUUGGUAUGUUAAAUGAACAGCUUAACUAAAAGAAACUGAGAACAAGUGAAAUGAAAGUCAGUAGAUAAAGCAUAAUGGCGCUCAAGUGAAAAAUCACCAUUUGUUUAAAAGCAUACUUCAUAGCUUCUACAACGCAUGCUGCUUCAUGCAAAACAUCAAUUAUGAUGAUAAUAGUGCUGAUAAAAUCAAUGACUAUGAUAAUGAUAAUAAUAAUAAUAAUAAUAAUAAUAAUAAUAGCAAUGAUUAUAAAAAUAAUAGAAGUAGUUGUUCGCUUAUAGAAUUUCUCAUGAUUAUAUUCUAUCAAACUGAUGUUUCCUCUUAAGAAGAGCUACAGUUGCUCAAACUUUGUAUUUCAAUAAUUCAUUCCAAAGGCGACCAAUGCGAUGAACUACUGGAUUUCGAGAACAGAAAUCAACUCAACUGCUUCGCAACUCGAGGAGAUUCCACAAAGUCGUUAUCUGAAGAAAGAGCAAAGAAUGGUCUGUACUCUCUCAAGUGGGAGUCAAAGUCUACUGGCAGGUCGAGACUAGUAUAUACCAGGCCUUCCUCGUCGUCCAUCCGGGGGAAAAAACUUCGGUAUGGAGGAAUGAAAAUCUGGCUUUACAAGGAAAGGGAAUCUGACGGAAAGAUGGAAAUCCGGCUGAGAGACAGUAAUAAGAAAAAAACAAUUGGAUUGAUUCCAGUUGAUCUUGGGUUUAAAGGAUGGAGAGGAAUAUGGGUGGCCUACUCUGAGUGCAAGACAUCUUCCAGGAGUAUUUACGGUUCUGCUCGAUUAGAUCGAGUCAGUUUUGUAAUAAGCCAGAAGGAUACUAUCUUUAUUGAUAUACUGGAUUUUGUAGACAAUUUGGCUUUCCAGAGUCGCGAUAAAAUAGUUCCACCAUUUACAACGAAGUGGAAGGUGGCUACAUCCUCAAGGUUUCAAACAUAUCGCUGGAGUAAACAGAAACCAACUGAUCUUCCCAAAGCUGUCGAUGCAUCAAAAACUUUGAGUCUAAAACACAUCGAAAGUCGUUUUAAAAAUUUCUAUUGCAAUGAGAAGAAAACUAGUUAUGAUUUCGUUGGAUUUGAGCUUGAACGUUGGAAAGCAAUGACGAAAAGCUUUGGCAAGGCAAACAAGGAAUAUGAUAGACUUACUUUCAAAACGUUAUCAGACUCAAAGAAAGUGAUCAGUGGUCCUCCAUUGUUUUGCCGCACCUGCAAAAGAGGAACCAGAAAGUAUUCUACUAAGGAUCCUACAAGGAAGUUUAGCUUUGUUAUGGCACAAAUCAUGCUGCCUCUAGCGGUGGAGUAUUACUUGAGGUCCCGUAAAGUAGAGAUGGAUAAGAUAGUGGAGAAAGAGACCACAAAUCAAGCCCUUCUCUCUACUGAUCCAGCAAAGGUAGAAGAGUCCGUAAAACGGAUCGCAGGAAACCAUAAAGGAAGAAGAGAUGAAUUUUACUCCUUCCUCCAAAAUCAACAGAAGGUCCCUUACGACAAAACAAAAGUGCGCCGGUCAUUGGAAUACUUAAACAAAGCUCGUCUUCAAAGAAUCAUCAAUUUACUGGAUUAUGUAGAAGACCAAGGAUGGGCAGAUGGCAGUGCUUUAGGUUCCUUGACUGCAGAGAUGAAUCGAAAUGGUGCUGCAUAUAUGCAUACUAUCCUUUUACUUAAAGAUAGUCUACACAAACAUUCCACAAACAAGAGCAGACUGCUUAACUUGAUCAAGACCGCAAAAUGGUACAACGACUUUGGAGAAGUGUAUCAAAAGAAAUUCGAAUUUGAUGGAACAAAUGCUGACAGAAUGAUUACUAUAAUGCUGUUUCGGCUCAUCAUUGUUUUAGUGAUGCCUACAAGUUCAGAUGCAGAGAUAAAAGCCAGGCAAAGAGAUAUGGACGCUUGUAAGAAAUGGAUGGACAAUGCCUUGAAAAUCAACAAAGCAUUUGGAGGAGUUGUAAAGCCUGAUUAUACUGGCUUCCACCACAAGGCGUUUUAUGGAUCCGCUUACAUACCGCAGGCAUUGCAUACAGCAUCACAACUGCAGUACCUUCUUGAGGGAACUGAUUUUGCUCUAUCGGACUCAUCGAAAAGAAACCUGCGUGAAUCACUCAAAACUCUACGAGUUAUAGCUGUGAAAUACUCUACGCCUAGUAGUGUGGGAGGACGCUUUCCCCAGUACUCCAAGGCUGUUUUAUUGAAAACGAUCCCUGCAUACGCCUACAUCAGCGUAUCUCAUUCAGGAUCUCUAGCCUCAACACCAAAAGCUGGCGCAUCUGUGCCUGAUGUCACUAGCGAUGUGAAAAUGUUUAUACGUCUUUACCAACCUUCAGACGAGUUAGUCGUUGAAUACCUCAAUGAUGGAACAAUUCGACGAGGGAAAUCCUACAUGAACACACUUGGGUCUUUGGAAAUAAUGAGCCAAGUAAGUAACAUCCGAAUUAACGUAAUAGGCGUGCAACAGUGCUUGAGAUAUAUGGAGCAUUAUACAGCUUUCAUUCUGAUCGUCUUAAGUCUGCUGUCCAACGUGUCGGUUGAUGAUGAAAUAAAAUGAUACUGAUAAUAACAAUAAUGAUAAAAAAAUCCAGUUACAAAUAAACACCACUUUUUUCCUUUUAUUUUAUGAGGUCUGCAUCGAAAUGAUGUAAAUCGUCUGGAGUAUCAGAUUUUAUUCAUGAGUAAACUAAAAAGUCAUAAGUUCAUGGUAGUUUAACAGUGAUCAAUUUAUCUGAGUUGGGGUCAUAAAUCAGAGUGAGGUUGUUCGAUUGGUGGACAACUCUAUCCAACGGAUAAAUCGCUCUACAGCGGAUAAGUGUUAACAAAACAUACCGCACUAUCCAACGGAUAGAGAUUUAUCCAGCAGACAGCGUUAUCCACCCUUUGAACAACAGGGGCCUGGCGUGUAAACAAUUGGAUAUUUUGGUGAAUCUUACACCAGGAUACUCGCCUUAUGUUUUAGGGAUAUUGACAUAAGCUGGGUUGUCACUCACAAGCAUCCGAUGGAUUCAUCCUCCAUAUGAUGCCGUAUAAAGUUAUGAGACUAGUUAAGCUAUCAGUGCCAUGACAUCAUUUAGAAGCAUUAAUCGCGACAAUGGUUUUUUUUCUUUUGAACAAGUGACAAAGACUCCUUUUUGUCAUUAGGUGUUCCAGAAAGCCAGUGUAAAUAAGAAAAUGACUGCUGAGUCAUCUCCGGAGGGGCAUUGGUCCAAGAACUUUGCAGCUCUUUCUAUUCAUCGUCGUGAAGACUGGGCAGUUACAAUGAAAGGCUUUAACAGAUUUGUCUGGGACUUUGAGCAAGGCAAGGGUCAAAAUUUGCACGGUAUUUUUCAGAGCCAUGGCCAGAUGAUUAUUGCAAACAACGAGGAGUCGUUAAAGGCACAUGAUAUAGAGAACGGAUGGGACUGGACAAAAAUACCAGGAGCCACUACAAUGAAUCUAAGCCUUUAUGAAACGCUACUCAAGAAAGCGAGGUAUUUCAGUCCGCGAUCUUCAGCCGGAGGAGUUACCUUUAUAGGGCCAGAGCCCAUCGCGAGCGGACUCUUCGCCAUGGACUUUCAUCAACCAGAUUACCAGUUCUUAAACGUAAGUGAUCGUCAUCGUAAUAUUAAACUCUACUUUAAAAAAUCCGUUUUCUUUUUCCAAAGCGUAUUGGUCUGCUUAGGCAGCAACAUCAAAAUUGAAAAUGGUUCUGGAAAAGAGGCACAGACAACACUCUUUCAAGACAAGCUUCAAAGAGGUUCAUCGACCUUCACUAUUGAAGUAGAUGGUGUAACAAAAGGUAUGUCAGCUCCUUUCCCCGCUGAGACACCGGCUUUAAGUUCAGAGGGGUACAUCACUCUUACUGACACGAAAGGCAAUAGCUACUACAUUCCAAGUUCUAGUGCUUCGAGUCUCAAAGUUAAAGUUGAGAACCAAAGCUCUAAAACUCCAGCUGACAAACCUUCCAGUGGUUAUUAUGCCACCGCCUGGUUUGAACAUAGUUCAUCCGAUGACAAAUAUGAGUACGCCAUUUAUGUUAAAACACCAUCGUAUCCAAAAUCUGCCAGCGAUAUUUGGAAAUCUCAGGCGACUAGUACCACAAGAAAAGUAUACACAGUUUUGAAACAGGAUAACAAAGCGCAUGUGGUGAAAUUUGAGAUGACCACAGAACGCUGGAAUUGGAUUGACGCCCAGUAUGGUUAUGCAAUAUUCGGGUCCAUCAUGGAGCUCCCAGCCGAAGGUCCAAUCAAGGCUGUCAGCAAAGAUUGCCUCAUUAUGGCGAAAGAAGAUUCGAAGUUCCUUUAUUUGAGCAUCAGCUAUCCUGAUCUUGCAUUUCCUACGUCUAAGCCUUUGGAGAAAAUACAAGACAUAAAGGUGAAAGAGGAGUACAAAAUGGAGAGCGAAGACACCAAAAUGCAAGUGGCGCUGAGAUAUGAUCUACUAAAGACCCUACCCACAAAAGCAUAUGCUCAUGGAUCCCCGGCAGACUACUUGCCAAUAGUUCGGGUUGAGUCGCUAUCUUCACCUAAAGCAAACAAGGGAAACAGAGUUGUCUUUGUCAACCUUAAAAAUGGAUUCAGUGUAGAAGUUAAGUUGAGGAAGUAUUCUGAGUGA